GUCCUUCUGUCUCUCCUCUUCGUCUAUUCCAUGGACGAUUUCCUGCAUCUAAUUUGCCCUAAUUCUCCAUUUAUUUGGGAUGGAGAGAGGUUCUCUGAAUGCUUUGAAGACAUAUAUCCUCAUUCUUUUUCAGAUUUUAGUUUCAGCUCACUCACUAUACACACAAAUACAUAUGAAUUGAUUUUCCUUAAUAUUUCGUACUGUUUUAGGUUUUGGAGUUAACAUAGUGACUGUUGUUAUGGUCGUUGUGCUUGGAUUUAGUCAGAAGAUUGAUCGAAGGUCAGAUGGCCAGGUACUCACUGAUCUUAGAAGUUUUUGUUAAGGGAUGUUAAGAAACCCAUUUUCCGUUUUCCUUUCUGUUAUUUUUCGUUUAUUCUGUAAAAGCCUAUAUAUAGGCUCAUCUUCAUUCACAUCAAGAGAAAAAUAAGAAAACAGUUUCUUAAUCCUAAACUCCUCUUGGCUUUUAUGGACAUGUGUUGAUAUACAUGCGGUUCCUUUUGAGGUGUUUUCAUCUCAUGCUUACACAUUCUGAAUACAAGUUUUAUCCUCUUUUUAUUUGAAUCAAGAUUUCCAUUACGGUAUCAGAUCCGGAGUUAAUUCACACUCUGCUGCCACUGAUUUUACCCUCCGUCUUCUUGUUUGUUCUUGAUCUUCUUCCGUCUUUUUCUUGUUUGUUCUUGACCUUAUUCUUUCUUGCAUAUAAAUAUGGCCACUGCUACCAACAGUAGCGUGGACGUGACACAAAACCCCAAUAGACCCUAUUAUCUUCAUCCUGAAGGAAAUUCUGAUGACCUUUCCAGAAAAAAUAGUCCUGGAUUUUAUACCAGCUGUUGGAGCAUGUCUUUCAAUUGUAGACAUAUUUUUUCUGUGGAAGAAAGAGCAUAGUAGUCACAUUGUUGGAUAUCAUAAAUGGUUCUAUAGCUGUUCUGAAUUGAUGGUUUGGAUAAACAUUAUUUUCUUCACAAAGCGUGGCGGCAGUCACCACAUUGUCUUCAAUCGUGUGUUAUGUUUCUGGUGGAUUCCUAAAGCAAUAUUGGCAGUUUUGUAUUUGAUGACAAAUAUUUCAUCAUUUAAGGUUUCAAUUUGCAUCACGGAAAGCUUAGUUGUUCUCAUGAAUAUCUCAUUUGGCAUAGCCAUCAAUGUGAUAAGGAUAAAGAGACCAUCUUACAAAAACAGUUUUUUGGAGGAUCCACUUCUUUCGAAUGGUGUGGACCUUGAGGAAGGUGGUUAUCAAGACCUUGAAAAUGAUGGAAACUUUUGGGAUUUGAUGACUUUCAACUUCAUAACUCCAGUAAUGAAUCAUGGUGUGGUAAAACAAUUAGACUCCGAUGACCUAUUGCCACUACCGACUGAUAUGAGUCCUUCUUCUUGUCAUGAUGUGAUUUUGUCCUGCUGGCAAGCUCAACUGAGUAACAAUGGCUCUACUCCAUCUUUGUUUAGAGCACUCUGUAGUGCAUAUGGAUGGCCAUACCUCCGCCUGGGUUUAUUGAAGGUGAUUAAUGAUUGUAUUGGUUUUGUGGGGCCAUUGCUUCUCAAUAAGCUGAUCCAGUUUCUUCAACAAGGUUCAGUGAAUUGGGAUGGGUAUUUACUUGCAUUAUCCUUGGGGCUCACCUCUAUAAUUAAAUCCUUUUUAGAUACACAAUAUAGUUUUCAUCUUUCCAAACUGAAGCUGAAGCUGCGAUCUAGUAUCAUGACUCUAAUCUAUGAGAAGUGUCUUCGAGUGAACUUAGCAGAGCGUUCAAAAUUUACAAAUGGAGAAAUUCAGACAUUUAUGUCAGUGGAUGCUGACCGAACUGUCAACUUAUGUAAUAGUUUCCAUGAUAUGUGGAGCCUGCCUCUACAAAUUGGAGUGGCUCUCUAUCUUUUGUAUACUCAAGUCAAAUUUGCAUUUGUAUCUGGAUUAGCAAUAACCAUUUUAUUGAUACCAGUGAAUAAAUGGAUAGCACAAUUGAUUGCAAGUGCUACUGAGCAGAUGAUGAAGGAGAAAGAUGAAAGGAUUCGUAAGACAGGAGAACUUUUGACUUAUAUUCGCACUUUGAAGAUGUACGGAUGGGAACUUCUUUUUUCUAGUUGGUUGAUGGAUACAAGAUCUUUGGAAGUCAAACACUUAGCUACACGAAAGUACUUGGAUGCGUGGUGUGUUUUCUUUUGGGCUACAACACCGACUCUCUUCUCUCUUUUCACUUUUGGACUCUAUGCACUGAUGGGACAUCAACUUGAUGCUGCAAUGGUUUUCACGUGUCUUGCAUUGUUCAACACCCUUAUUUCACCACUAAAUUCAUUCCCUUGGGUAAUAAAUGGAUUGAUUGAUGCCAUCAUAUCUUCCAGACGGUUGAGUAGGUUUCUCGCUUGUCCUGAAGAUAAAUUUAAAGUGGGAAACAAAAGUUCCUGUCCACCAUCAUUCCUAAGUGAACAGCCUAAUUCUGUACAAGGUUUGGGUGUAUUUAUCCAAGAUGCAUGUUGUACUUGGUCAAGUAGUGAGGAACAAGCAUUAAAUAUGGUGUUGAAUCGUGUGACUCUAAGUGUGGCCCAGGGUUCCUUUGUUGCAGUUAUUGGAGAGGUUGGUUCAGGUAAAUCAUCCCUGUUAUAUUCAAUCCUUGGAGAAAUGCAGCUUGUUCAUGGCUCUAUUUAUUCCAAUGAAUCCAUAGCUUAUGUACCACAGGUCCCUUGGAUUUUAUCUGGAACGGUGCGCGACAACAUAUUAUUUGGGAAAAGCUAUGAUCCUGAAAGGUAUACUGAUACACUGAAGGCAUGUGCAUUAGAUGUUGAUGUCUCAUUGAUGAUUGGAGGUGACAUGGCUUAUAUUGGUGAGAAAGGAGUUAACUUAUCGGGUGGACAGAGAGCUCGUCUUGCUUUGGCAAGGGCAUUGUAUCAUGACUCAGCUGUUGUUAUGCUUGAUGAUGUCCUGAGUGCAGUAGAUGUACAAGUUGCUCAAUGUAUCUUAUACAAUGCCAUUCUAGGCCCCCUUAUGCAGAGAAAAACCCGAUUGCUCUGUACCCAUAAUAUUCAGGCAAUAUCUUUUGCUGACAAGAUUGUUGUAAUGGACAAGGGACACAUAAAGUGGAUAGGAAAUUCAGAUGACUUUCCAAUUAAUUCAUGUACACAAUUCUCUCCGCUGAAUGAAAUUGAUUCAGCUUUACAGAAUCAUGGACAAUCUUGCAGCCCAAAUCUUUAUUCCAAAUCCGAGGAGCAGUCUCUUCUUGGUACAAGUAUUGUGCCUGCUCUGGAGGGAGCAGAGGAGAUAGUUGAAGUUGAGUUGAGGAAAGAGGGAAAAGUUGAAAUUGGAGUGUAUAAGAAUUAUGCUAUCUUCAUUGGCUGGUUCAUGACAGUCAUUAUAUGCCUAUCAGCUAUUCUGAUGCAAGCUUCUCGUAAUGGAAAUGAUUUAUGGCUGUCAUAUUGGGUUGAUACAACAACAGAAAGCAGUCAGACAAGAUAUUCUGUGUCUUUCUAUCUGGCUAUACUGUGUCUCUUUUGUAUUAUUAAUUCCUUUUUCACAUUGGUGAGGGCAUUCUCUUUUGCGUUUGGGGGAUUACAAGCUGCAACUAAGGUACACAAUAAAUUGCUCAACAAGCUUAUGAAUGCACCUAUCCAAUUCUUUGAUCAGACCCCUGGUGGGAGAAUACUGAACAGGUUAUCUUCAGAUCUUUAUACCAUUGAUGAUUCCCUUCCAUUCAUUCUGAACAUUCUCCUAGCGAAUUUCGUAGGCUUGUUGGGUAUUACAAUAAUUUUGUGUUAUGUACAGGUCUUCUUCUUACUCUUGCUAUUACCAUUUUGGUAUAUCUACAGCAGACUUCAGUUCUUCUACAGGUCAACAUCAAGAGAAUUACGACGGCUGGACAGUGUUUCCCGCUCUCCAAUAUACUCAUCAUUCACUGAAACACUUGAUGGAUCAUCAACUAUUAGAGCGUUUAAAUCUGAGGACUUUUUCUUUACCAAAUUCACUGAACAUAUAACCUUGUAUCAGAAGACUUCCUACACAGAGAUAGUGGCAAGUUUGUGGCUUUCCUUGCGUCUUCAGGUAUAUCUUUUGAGUCGAAUAUAUUUAUUAACAUUUCAAAAUGAGAAAAUGCAGCAAUAUAAGAUUUACACGUGCAACAAUACAGUACAUCCAAAGCUUAAAUUUGAAUUUGUAUUAAAUCUGGAGUAUUGGUUGUUGCUAAUAAUUACUUUCUUCCAGCAAUUAGGUGCAUUUAUCAUCUCUUUCAUAGCUGUGAUGGCUGUUGUUGGAUCUCGUGGCAGUCUGCCCAUCAACUUUGGUACCCCAGGAUUGGUAGGAUUGGCCCUCUCAUAUGCCGCUCCAAUUGUGUCCUUAUUGGGGAGUUUUUUGUCAAGCUUCACUGAAACAGAAAAGGAAAUGGUUUCAAUUGAAAGAACUCUUCAAUACAUGGACAUUCCUCAAGAAGAACAAACUGGAGGCCUAUACUUGAAUCAAGAUUGGCCAAAUCAAGGAUUUAUCGAAUUCCAGUGUGUUACUUUGAAAUAUUUACCAUCUUUGCCAGCUGCACUCUGCAAUCUUAGUUUUAGAAUUGCUGGAGGCACACAAGUUGGAAUAAUUGGAAGAACAGGCGCUGGAAAGUCCAGUGUGUUAAAUGCUCUUUUCCGUCUUACUCCAAUAUGUACAGGCUCUAUCUCAAUUGAUGGCGUGGAUAUUAAAAAUAUUUCUGUCAGAGAACUACGUACACAUUUGGCCAUUGUUCCUCAGAGUCCAUUUUUGUUCGAAGGAUCAUUAAGGGAUAACCUAGAUCCUUUCAAAAUGAAUGAUGACUUAAAAAUUUGGAAUACAUUGGAAAAGUGCCAUGUGAAAGAGGAAGUAGAGGCAGCUGGAGGGUUGGACCUUCUUGUAAAGGAAGGAGGCAUGUCAUUUUCAGUUGGCCAGCGGCAACUUCUUUGCCUCGCCCGUGCACUUUUGAAAUCUUCCAAGGUUCUCUGUUUGGAUGAAUGCACAGCCAAUGUAGACAUUCAAACUGCUUCACUGCUGCAAACUACCAUAUCCGGUGAAUGCAAAGGAAUGACAGUUCUCACAAUUGCUCACCGGAUUUCAACUGUUUUAAAUAUGGACAACAUUCUGAUUCUUGACCAUGGGAAACUGGCUGAACAGGGUAACCCACAGGUUCUUCUGAAAGAUGACACCUCGAUAUUUUCUAGUUUUGUUAGAGCUUCAGCAAUGUAGCAAUGUGUAAUAUUGGAAGGCCAUCUUUUAACAUGACACAUCAGCAGACUACCCGCAGCGCAGAUGAUUCUCUACAGUAAGAGUGUUAUUAAGCGUUUCCGAUCCGUUCUGUGAUGAUCUGCCUGCUUUAAAAUACUAAAUCCAAACUUUCUUCUAUGUUGUCAGCUAACGCCGCACAAGUUUUGCCUACUAGAUCAAUGCAACUUGAAAUUGCGCACUCAAUAAAUGAUUUUUUAGAAACACAUUACAGGUGGAUUAGGGUGGGGAUAUAGAGAUAUUUGUAACCUAAUAAUUAAAUGGUUACACAAACCAUUGAAUAUAGUUUUAGAUUUAGUCUAAGACCUAUUCUUAUUGGUCAUUUAUUGAGUCAUUAAUUUUGUAUUAUAUUGACUUCA
Vigna umbellata (rice bean) is the source of this 5565-nucleotide messenger RNA. The record is from RefSeq and is a predicted model, not a curated record. NCBI's taxonomy places the organism in Eukaryota, Viridiplantae, Streptophyta, Magnoliopsida, Fabales, Fabaceae.